Messenger RNA from Beta vulgaris subsp. vulgaris (sugar beet), 1496 nucleotides. RefSeq names its product 31 kDa ribonucleoprotein, chloroplastic. Gene Ontology annotation, molecular function: mRNA binding. Bases 96 to 1052 code for a protein of 318 amino acids. Gene Ontology annotation, cellular component: cytosol. NCBI's taxonomy places the organism in Eukaryota, Viridiplantae, Streptophyta, Magnoliopsida, Caryophyllales, Amaranthaceae. The record is from RefSeq and is a predicted model, not a curated record. The transcript is spliced from 4 exons.
AUCGAAUGCGUUGCGUUUUAUAGCAAAAGAGCAAAGGCUAAACAAAUAAAAACUCCUGGACUCAAAAACUCAGUGGAGUCGUGGUAACAUCAUCCAUGGAAGCAACAACAGCAGCCUCUAUCCUCUUCUCUCACCUCCACACUUCACCACCUUCUCUUUCUCUCUCUAAAUUUCCAUUCUCUGUUAAAUCUUCACCUUCUCUAUUUCAUCUUCGCAUUUCCAAUGCUACCCUUUCGUUCCCAUUCAAAUUAUCCCUCUACCCUUCCAACAUCCCUUUUAUCAGGCCAAAUUAUGAACUACGAGCUUCGGUUGAGUCUGUUGAGGGAGUGGCAUUAGAGGAAAUUCACAAUGAAAACGAUGAUAAAGCUGCAAAGAGGAAAUUAUAUGUAGUUAAUUUGCCAUUUUCUCUCUCUCCUGAUGAUUUGAAGAAGAUUUUCAGUGAGUGUGGGAUUGUUAAGGAUGUUGAGCUAAUUAGGGAUAAAGAUGGGAAGAACCGAGGAUUUGGUUUUGUUACAAUGGCUUCUGGAGAUGAUGCUCAGGCUGUUAUUGAUAAAUUUCACUCCAAGGAAUUGUCAGGAAGGGCUAUCAGGGUGGAGUUUGCAAGGAGAUUAAAGAAGCCUCGACCUCAGCCUCCUAGUGUUCCUGCUGUUAAAGAGACGCGUCAUAAACUUUAUGUAUCCAAUCUACAGUGGAAAGCAAGAUCCACCCACCUCAGAGAAUUCUUUUCAUCCAGUUUCACUCCUGUUUCAGCUAGGGUCAUAUUUGAGAGUAGUCCAUCAGGAAGAUCUGCUGGAUACGGCUUUGUCUCAUUUAGCACAAGGGAAGAAGCAGAGGCUGCUAUCUCUAAUUUUGAUGGGAAGGAACUUUUGGGUCGUCCAGUACGCUUAAAAUUCAGUGAGCAGAAUAGUGAAGGUGAAACAACAAAUGGAGGGGAAGAAAAUGAUAACAUAGAUGAAUCUACAGGCGUGCUCGGUGAGAAAGAUAACUUAGGAAACUCUACAGGUGUGCCUGAUGAGAAAGAAGCUUCUGAAGAUCAGCCUAACGAGUCAUAGAAGAAGAAAAGUUUUAUCUUUCGGGGAUACUUAUUGACAACUGUGGGAAAGGACCUUUUUUUGUUCAAUAUUGAGGAUGCAGUCUUGGUCUCUGAAAACCGGUGUGUACAUUUUUGCUCCAUUCCUUUAUUUUUCUCACAUAUCUGUGCAAUCACUGUUCUGCCUAAUAUUUGAUUUAUACGUGUUAAGUAAACCUAGCUUAGAACUUUUAAUUGUAUCGUCUAAACUCGUCAUAGGUAUACAAGAAGCGUAUAACUCCAUGAAUGCAGACUUGUCGCAAAAAACAUAGUUAUUCUCUGUUGUAUCCUUAUUCCUUCAUAUGAGGCAGUACGUGUUAGUCCUCUUGUAGAGAUUGUACAAUGUAUUAUUCUCAAUAAACGAUUCCACUUCAGUAUAUGUUUAUUGUAUCGCAAAGGACUUUAGUUCUCAACCAUAGGGAUGCCA